Messenger RNA from Amoebophrya sp. A120, 4912 nucleotides. The record is from the annotation of a GenBank genome assembly. Lineage: Eukaryota; Dinophyceae; Syndiniales; Amoebophryaceae.
AGCUCCCGCUCGUUAGAGAUAGAGUCGCAUUGCGUCGUGCUCUGUACUCGUCUUUGACCCGUCUCUCAUCUACUCGCAAUAAAUGCACAUAACCCGCGAUGUUGUUGUCUUGUUCUUGAGGUAAUGAAGGACGUUGAAGACCUCGUCGCUGCCUGCUUCGGAGUAGAUUGGUGGAAAAUUAGAUUGUAGAAACAAAAUCAGAAAUGAAUUCGUUGGUCGAUGAUGGCGUGACGUGAAGAUAGCGGAUUUCAUCAUGCGCGAAGUAGGUCGCCACCGGCGCCGGGGGAUUGGUCCGACCGCACUGCUCCUGCUUCUCCGGAAUGAUGGAGGGGGACACUAUCAAUUUGUCUCCGGGAGCGCGACAAAUCAGGUAGACAUAGGUUCGUCGGGCCUGCUCGCGGGCGGCCAGGAGCAAGAAGCGGAAGAAUGGACAAAAAAGCAAGGUAUGGAUAGUUCUUUCAAACGGUUUUGCUGCCAAACAAAAUAUGAAGAACCCAAUUCCUCGUUUUCGGCAUGGACGCCAGAAUCUUCUUCGAGACAUGGACUUUAUUUCAAACAAUUCAGUAUCAAUCUAUCGACUGUACCAAAUCAGACACCCUUACCGAGCUUCUAGACCGGGAAGGAGGGGAGGAGGCACUGGCGAACUUGGAAAAAACCCUGGACGACAUUUUGAAGCAGGAUACUGGUGCUUCCGGCAACGCGGCAGACGGAACCAGCAGCAACGUCCAGGAAACUGCACCCGUUUUGCCUGCUUCAGGAGAUGAAACGACAGCGCCGGCAUCUGCAAAAAUCGGAGAGCAGCAGACUGCCAGCACCGCAGACAACCGGAUCGUGCCGGAUGACACAAAAAACCCUGGCGCAGCUCCGGCUGGGGGAGGUGUGCAGCAAGUGUCCAGAAGUCAAGUCGUAGGUCAACAGCCUGUAGUACUAGAUGGCGCAGGAGCUUCGACAUCAAGAAGCACAAAGAACGAUAAGCCCACGACGAACGAACCGCCUUUGAUCAUCUCCGGCCCGGGGGGCGUGCUGGGGGGCGGCCUAGGGCAGGCGCAGCAAAGCGGGGACGCAGGAGCAGGUCCGGUGGUGGUACAGGAAGGGAUUAAUAGUUCAAACGGAAAGAAGUCGUUGGCCACUAACAUGGGUGGCAGCGGCAGCUACCCCAGCAGUGCUGCAGCUGCAUCUUCGAGCAGUACUACUGCAGCUGCUUCGGGUGCUGGACCACAGCAACAGGCUGUCCCAGUAGACGCACAGGAGCUACAACUUGCGUCUAGCGCGGCCAAUACUGCAAAGAUCUUCGCAGGUGGAGCACAACCUUUGCAGCAGCAACUCCUGGAGAAUCAACAGCCACAGUAUGUCACCAUGGAACAGCUUCAACAGGCCUUGCUUCUUCAGCAGCAACAGCAACAACAGCAGACAACUGAAAAAUUUUACGAACAAGGCGACGAAGAGCAGUUGUGUCCGGACGCGAAAGACCAGCAAGGAAGCACCUGCGGCUCUGGCUACACGUACGCAGAUGCUGACGUGGAAAACACGGCUUGCGACGUUAACGACGGCUGUGACUUCACGGCAACCUGCUGUGUGUUGCAGGAGUCACCACAGGUACCGAUAUGAAUAUCUUGCUACAGAAGAUGCUGCUUUUGAUAGUAAGUUGUAUGUUGUGCCUCUAGAAGUAACGACGAAUUGUGGUGAUCAAAUGCCCGCAGAGAUCUGCUCACCCACGUAUUGCGGAAGUGAAAAACUACACACUCACCAGGUUGCCGGGGCCUUCACGAUUCAAAUCGACCCAGUCGGGAAAUUACGACACGAAAACUGUUUUAAUCCUCGUUUAUUUUCGUAGGUAGCUCUAAGUUGCUGCAUAUGCAGUCAAUCAUCAAGUACACAUGUUUGCAGAGUGCAUGAAGACCAGCUUCAUAUCAGAGAAGCGACAUAGCUCACUUACCCGUAGAGCUACUUGUGGGAUUGCAGGUACCGUGAGUUACUUGUGGGAUUGCAGGACUAGGUUUUCGUGUCGAUACAGAUUCACUAAGUUUCAUUCUGCGAACAACUUCACGUCAUACGUCAAGAAGUAAUUGGAGUCCAAGCGGGGUUCAAAGGGGAUCGAUUGUGUGCAGCUGCGAGGGUAUGAUAAUAAUUGGCAUGAGCACGACGAGGACUUUUGCUGGGUAAUAUGAAGCGCCGCGGUGACAAGCUUUCGCAAAAGUCUUUCGUUGUCCAUAUGUUGCGCCAUUCACAAAUUGUAAUUGCCCCCCGCUUGUUCGACUCCAAAUUUUCCUAGCGAUAGGAAUGUCGCGACGACGAUGGCCCUGACCUUGGGAAUCAACGUUGGGAACAUUACAAUCGACAAUGUGGUACGUGAAUUCACGACUCUUCUACAGUUUUCACGAGGAUUACGUGUAUAGUACUUUAGACACUUACUCGCACACCAUAGAUAAGAUGCGAGCAAACUGCUAUUCCUGAUGUUGACGACGCAGUAGUCUGUUAUCUACUUUAUCUCAUGCAGUAUACUCAACAAGGUGGAUCGGAGUGGCGGGGGCAACGGGACAAAGUAUGACAUCGCAAAAAAGCUCUUCUGCAUUUGCGUGCAGUUGUCUGCGGAAAUAAAAUGAGUAAUGCUGAAAAACAAGAAGAUGGGCUCACGUAGGCCAGCAUGAUUUUGGAGCUGCUCUGCCCACGUAGCUGCAUCAUGUGAUCCUGCUAGGGCGGCCUCCUGUUAAAACGAAACUGCAACGCGCCUGCAAUAUUUUGAGCUUUUCGCUUGCAUAAAGCCAGAGGUCAGAACAGCGGCAGAGGAGGUGGGAACGGCGGGGGUGGGAACGGCGGAGGUGGUUCUCAGAACGCGGGUGGAAACGGGGACGGUGGAAGAAACGGAAACGGUGGCAGUAACACGGCUGCCUUGCACGAACGUGGUCGCGGACGGCACAGGCGUGGGCAUCGGCACAAAAGGCACCGAAGGCAACAUGGGGGUCAAGGAAGAGUCACGAUGUCGAUGGAAGAGGUACAAUCUAAUAUUAGAGGAUCUUCAUCAAGUUGCAAUUGCAAACUCAAGUGGUUCUUUUACUCCGAGGACGGCAGUGCCAGAUCAUACUUCCUGUUGAAAAAGAAUUCUGGGACGAUAAAACGAGAUGCGUUCAGCUACAGGAAUGAACAAAAGCUUUAUGUAGAUUGCAAUAACAUUACGUACAGGUCCAGGUCCUCGACCGGAGCAAUGCGAACGCCACUGGAGCUCCCGCCUCUGCUGCACCGGGAACAAACGAAAAAAUUCAGCUUCAAAAACAAAGCCCCGCGACUCCCGUCGCAGCGAAUGGUCUCGACGCCAGCGAAAGUGAAGAACCCCCAAAAAAGCUAGUGCGACGCCACGACACCCUACCUAAAACCAGUCCGCAGAGCAUGCUGGAGAUGCGGCAGAGGACGCGAAGAGAAGAAGAAGGUGUUGAGGUGAUCGAGGAGUCAGGGCGGGAGGAUUUCUCGGAGCGGGAUGGGAGCGGUUCGCAGUCCAGUGCUUCGGAUUCCGACGAGGAGAUUGAAAGUGACCGAUACGAACACGAUCCAGAAGACCGCCGAAGCACCAGAAGAAGUUUUGUCCCCCGGCAUCACCACUCUGCUGCGCCGCACAUGCGAACAACUACGAGGAAAAAGGGUAACACCUGGCUGACGAGUUUUGUGGAACAGGUGAAACAGCAGUACCACAGUCUCGUCGGCGUGGAAGAGCAGGACCACGGGAGGUGGAGAACAUCAAGGCGGCAUGAUACGCAUUCUGAUCUUAUGGAGAGGACGAGCAACUAUCGGAACACGAGGCGGAUGAAAAGCGAAGGAAGGUCCGGGCGUCACAAGAGGAGAGGCGCAGCGUCCAGGGGACAAAAGCGGCACAGGAUGAAGGGAGGACGCCAGCAACAUCACCGCCAGCAACAUCACCACCGCAGCUCGCAUCUCGAGCCAGAUUUCGAGGAAGUUUACGAAAAUUCUGAGUUUCCCGAGGAUGAUGUGUCGUACACAACCUUGCUCGAGGAAGACGACGACGAGUCCGAGUUUUUCGAAGCGGCGGAACGGGGAAAUGCGGGCGAGUUGUCAAUUGCGUACAAGAUAAAGGUCUCGACGCCCGCGGAAGCCUACGAGGUGGCGGAGCAGUUGGAAGACGAAGAAACGUACAACGAUUUUGUGGCGAAAUUGGUCCAGGCGACGCCGGAUGUGAGCAAUAUCACGCUGGUCAGCUUCGAGCAGCCACUGGUCACGGGGACGGACGAGGUACGUCAACAGGUUUUCUGCAAAUGAUAUCAUGCGUUUUUUUGCUGAUGCAAAGAUAGAAAUCAUUACGAGCAGCGCUUGUGCUCGACGCAUUUAGUAAGUGAGACUGGGCAAGAAAUAUUUAGAACUCCGUGCUGCGCAAACAAUUCAAACAUUGCCUUUCGAACGCGAACCGAAACAACUUUCACAGGCGUCUGGGAGCGGCGGCAGCAGCGGCGGUUCCAACCUGGCCAUCAUUAUCUGCUCGAUCGCCGUCGGUGGUAUGUUCAUGCUGCUCCUUCUCGUCAUGUGCUGGGCAGAGCCGAGCGAUCCCCACCCGUCGCCGGGCCUCGGGUACAACGGCAACGAGCAGUGGCGCGCAAGGUCGCCGCACGAUGACUGGGACAGGAACGGAUACGGCCAGCAGCAGGGCGGUGGCAAGUACGGUGGCAAGGGCGGGUGGUACGGGGAGGGGGAGGCGAUGUCGAAACCGAAGGGCGCGGCCUCCCCCGGCAGUGUCGUGGGCGGCGCUGCCAAAAAUAAUCCCUUUAGCAACAGCGGCACGACGGACGGCGCGCAAGGACAAAAGCAGCAGAGUGCCAGCGCCAACAGCAACGCAAAAAGCACGGUGGUGCGUGGGGUACCGGAGCCGCAGCAUGCGGCUUACGACCACGAGGACGACUCCGACAUUUAG